AUGAAGACCAGUUUCCGGAACUGCCAAGGUGUGGGGAACCCCUUGACAGGUCACAAUCUGCGAGGGAGCCAUUUGGUAUCUCGGGUGGGCUCCCUUUGGCUUGGAGUUCAAGUUGUAAUGUUAGUAUUAUUAGUAGGGAUGUUUUUUUACCUUCAUUGUACUUUUGUCAACCAUGACGACAAUGCCAUUUGGCAUCUUAUUGGUAUCUAUCUUAAUGUUUGCUAUGUGGAUCGUGUUGCUCAGUUAUGUUUUUUAUCAAACUACAUUAACCAACUCAGGGGUUGCAUUAUUGUGGGAGAGGAUUUUAACUGUGUAAGUAACAUCAAUGAGAAACAAGGAAGGAAUAGGGUUAGUGCCAACCGGUUACAGGCCCUAAAUGACUUCAUUCUUAGUAGCCAACUGCAAGAUCUGGGUUUCAGUGGUCACCCCUUCACUUGGAAUAACAGACGUAGGGGCAAUGAUAAUAUACAAAUGCGAUUGGACCGGGUUCUUGCUUCGGUUGAGUGGCUAGAUAGAUACUCCUCAGGGGUGGUGCAUCACUUGUCUGAAUUAGGAUCAGAUCACCGCCCUCUUCUCUUGGACUCCUGCCCGAACACUGUUGAGGGCAAAUUUUGCUUUGUUUAG
Mercurialis annua (annual mercury) is the source of this 624-nucleotide messenger RNA. RefSeq lists its product as uncharacterized. The record is from RefSeq and is a predicted model, not a curated record. The transcript has 2 exons. NCBI's taxonomy places the organism in Eukaryota, Viridiplantae, Streptophyta, Magnoliopsida, Malpighiales, Euphorbiaceae. Bases 1 to 624 code for a protein of 207 amino acids.